Alternaria incomplexa is the source of this 1773-nucleotide messenger RNA. RefSeq names its product putative NRPS-like protein biosynthetic cluster. The transcript has 4 exons. Gene Ontology annotation, molecular function: medium-chain fatty acid-CoA ligase activity. Gene Ontology annotation, biological process: fatty acid metabolic process. The record is from RefSeq and is a predicted model, not a curated record. The coding region runs from base 1 to 1773 and encodes 590 amino acids. NCBI's taxonomy places the organism in Eukaryota, Fungi, Ascomycota, Dothideomycetes, Pleosporales, Pleosporaceae.
AUGGGGGAGAUAUACGACCAAUCGCGGAAUGACGCAUUACAGCGUCUGAACCAAACACUACUUCAAAUCGACCCUUACAUCCUACCACCAUAUCCCAACCUCUCCAUCGUCGCAGGACCAUUGGACCCACCACUACUCCAAUUGACACUUUCACAACUACUUCAGCGACAAGUCGAGUGCUAUCCAGACAAUGAAGCUGUUGUCAUACCCUGGACAGGUGCGCGGUGGACGUAUAAGAAGCUAUGGGAGGAGUCAAGUUUGCUCGCAAGAGCACUAUUGAAGGAGGGAGUGCGACCGAGGGAUAGAAUAGGAAUCAUGAGCGGGAAUUGCGAGAAGUACAUUGCUCUCUUCUUUGCUUGUGCGAGAGUAGGGGGUAUUUGCGUUACCCUCAACAAUACGUAUACGGCGACGGAGAUGGAGUAUGCGCUGAAGCACACCAAAUGCAGAAUACUAUUCACGACACCUACGAUCGCGCGCUUCGACAACGGGCCAUUGCUCGAGAAGCUCAGCCAAGACGAUAUCAGCUCCGCACUACCAGACCUCAAGACCGUGUGCCUGAUACGCGGUCAACACGACAGCUUCAUCUCCUACUCUUCCCUCAUCGGAGAAGCUCAAUACAUCCCCGAGCACAUCCUAGAUAUCUUCGACGGCAUAAUAAGUCCUUACGAUGUCGCGAACCUGCAGUUCACGAGCGGUAGUACUGGCAACCCGAAGGCUGCCAUGUUGACACACCACAACCUCAUCAACAACUCCCGCUUCAUCGGCGACCGCAUGGACCUCACACCGAACGACACCCUCUGCUGCCCACCACCUCUCUUCCACUGCUUCGGUCUCACCCUCGGCCUCCUCGCUUGCCUCACACACGGCGCAAAGAUUGUCUUCCCGGCAGAACAAUUCGAUCCAGUCGCUUGCAUGCGCGCUAUUGACGCUGAGCGGUGCACAGCCUUACACGGUGUGCCGGCUAUGAUGGAAUCUAUAAUGGACGUGCCACGGCCGGAGGGCUGGACCAGCGAUCUAAGAACAGGCAUCGUAGCGGGAAGUCCAGUGCCGAAGUGGCUGAUGGAGCGCAUGGUCAAUGAGCUCAACAUGUCGGACUUCACGUCCUCGUAUGGGCUCACCGAGGCCAGCCCGACGGUGUUCAACGCACACACAACUGACUCGCUGCAUGCGCGGUUGACUACUGUCGGAACGGUGUUACCACAUGCACGCGUCAAGAUCGUGGAUCAUCAGGAUCGCGUCGUCCCAAUCGGCGUCAGAGGCGAACUCUGCGUUGCUGGAUACCAGGUCUGCCGCGGAUACUGGGAGAAUGCUGAGAAGACGGCAGAGCUCAUCGUUCGCGAUGAGUAUGGCGAGCCUUGGCUUCAUACUGGUGAUGAGGCGGUUCUCGACGUGGAUGGUUAUUGCACCAUCACCGGUCGGUUCAAGGAUAUCAUCAUCCGAGGAGGCGAAAACAUCUACCCUCUCGAAAUCGAAGAACGUCUCGUCGCACACCCAUCCAUCGCCCGCGCCAUCGUCGUCGGCGUCUCACAUCCGCGCUACGUCGAAGUGCCCGCCGCUUUCCUCCUACACGAGCCCAACACGGAUAAACCGGAUUUGGCUGAGGUGCAGGGCUGGGUGCGGAAGGUGCUGGGCAGGCAUAAGGCGCCUGUGCAUAUCUUCUGGCUGGGGGAGGAUUGUGAUGCCGAAGUACCGUUGACAGGCAGUGGUAAAAUCAAGAAGUUCGUGUUGAAGGAUGUUGCGGAGGGUUUGUUAAAGCCCGCGGCGGGGAGGUAA